Rhodofomes roseus is the source of this 1402-nucleotide messenger RNA. RefSeq lists its product as uncharacterized. The record is from RefSeq and is a predicted model, not a curated record. The transcript has 2 exons. NCBI's taxonomy places the organism in Eukaryota, Fungi, Basidiomycota, Agaricomycetes, Polyporales, Fomitopsidaceae. Bases 79 to 1209 code for a protein of 376 amino acids.
CUGGGCGCCAACGUCCCGCGCGCUGGGCGGUCGAGGGUGAGGGCGGCGGCGGCGGGCCCCGUGCAUGGGAAAGAAAUCAUGGAGUGCGUCUACGUGCCUGUGGCGCCGUACGACUUGCACCCCUCGAGGCGUGCGCGGGGCAAGGAGCGUGCGCGCGACGGGGACCAAGACCAGGAGCGCGAGAUCCCCGUGGCGGCGUACGACGACGAGCAGCAGCCGCGCUCGGGUUGGUCCAGCGAGACGGUCAUGGUCGAGCGCAACGGAUGGACGGCGCUCCAGACGGACCCGGACGACGACGACGAUGUGGACCCCGACGCGCUCCGCCGAGAGGAGACCCAAGUCGAGGAGGAGCUCCGGCCUCUGUCCACCCCGAGGCCGACCGCGGGCGCGAAGCAGAAGGCGAAAGGCACGAGGGCAACGAAGGUCAAUGCGAAGGCGAAGGCGAAGGAGAGUGUGCAGGAAGACGAGCAGCCCCCUGCGAAGAAGCGGCGGAUGUCCCGCGGACAGCAAGCCGUGGCUGGUCCGAGCGUCCCGCGACAGGCCCCGCAGCAACCAAUACCGAUGCCGGCCUACUCAGCAUCGUCGUCUGCCCCUGUGCAGCACGGGAAGCCCAACUCUGGUGGUCCUCGCAACGGACAGCCUUCGUGGUACCCCGGCGCAAGUGCGCAAGGGACUUUCUAUAACUUCCGAGUUUCUGUUCAGCCUUCGAGUGCGGCCCGUUCACCAACGACAAACGCUGCACGUCCGCCGGUCUCUGCGCCUGCGCCCGCCGCCGCACCCGUCAUACCCCUGCCCGCAGGAGCGGCGGCGGUGCCGGUUAUGCUGGUGCCCGACCCACACGAAUACCCGACGCACGAGGCGCUCUUCGAGGAGCUGCUCGAGCACGUCGACCAGUGGAAGACCGAGAAGACGGCCUUCCGCUUCCAGGGCUCAUGGAUGGUCACAAUAGAGCCCAAUGCCAUCAUCGACGAGCAGCUUGUGCGCACCGCUGCGGAAGAGGUGGGCAAUCUGACCGAGAUGCCGUUCAGCACGGACCGCAACCAUACCACGGUUGUCCUCCGCGGAAGGAGUGCACAGGUGCACCUCUUGUGUGAGUGCUCCGAGGACUGGGGCUUGGCCCGAGCUUGUGGAGGGCGGAUGAGCCUCAGUUUGAUGCAGAUGCCGGAGGACCAGGCGUCAGUGCGCUGUAUGCUUGAGGUCUCCCAUUAGAAGUAAUCUCGUGUUUUGCUGAUCAAUGUACUUGUAUUCCCUGUCCGAUAUGUCGUCUAUGCUUUGUUUGGUUUUGUGUUGUGUCCAUUAUGUCACUGUCUCGUAUGCUUGGCAUUCUUGAUUCUCUAGUCACUUGAUAGAACCUUGCUCCAUGUUGGAAGUCUGGUAUUACAGAUGCAAACCUUGUGGUGUU